AUGUACUUCAACGAGCAUAAUGACCCGUUGGUGACAUUCAUCUUUGCAAUCAUCAUCAUCUCCUUCAUGUAUUUGGCCUUCGACCUUCUCAAGAAUCACUGCUGUGUCUCCCGCUCUAUGAGUCAUCACAUCCGCAACCGUAACCGUAACCGCCGCCCUACAAUGGUUUUCUUCGUCCCCACUAAUCCUUCUAAUACCACCUCGCGCGGUCUACAUCCCGCCAUCGUUAAUUCUCUUCCUGUUGUCACUUUCUCCUCCGACAAUGCGAGUCUGAGUGAUUGCUCCGUUUGUAUUUCUGAGUUCGAGGAGGGAGAAUUGGUUCGGGUUUUGCCCGGUUGUAAACACACUUUUCAUGUUGAAUGUAUUGAUAUGUGGUUUCAUUCUCAUUCAACUUGUCCUCUCUGCCGUUCACUAGUUGAGCUUCCCGCAACAACGGUGGAGGAGCAAGUCGCGAUCACGAUUUCUCCUGAACCGGUGGUUUCUGCUACUGAACCGGGAUCGACCGUGGUUGAGGUGUCGAGGAUGAGUCGGAUGGUAUCUUUUACUCGGAUGUUGAGCAGAGAUCGAAGAAGCGCCUCGUCUUCUUCUGCUGGUGCUCCAUCUCAAUCAGAGCCGUCGUCAAGCUGCGGGAUAGUGAUGACUGAAUCGGAUAUUGAGCGGGGAAGAGAAGAGAUUAAGUGA
This is a messenger RNA of Eruca vesicaria subsp. sativa (arugula), 681 nucleotides long. Lineage: Eukaryota; Viridiplantae; Streptophyta; Magnoliopsida; Brassicales; Brassicaceae. The record is from the annotation of a GenBank genome assembly.